Macroventuria anomochaeta is the source of this 1127-nucleotide messenger RNA. RefSeq lists its product as uncharacterized. NCBI's taxonomy places the organism in Eukaryota, Fungi, Ascomycota, Dothideomycetes, Pleosporales, Didymellaceae. Bases 93 to 1127 code for a protein of 344 amino acids. The record is from RefSeq and is a predicted model, not a curated record. The transcript is spliced from 2 exons.
UGAUCUUGCACAUCUUCAAGAUCGCCAUAAUAGCUGCCGUGCUUUGGAUCACGCUACCAUGGUUCCUUGUGAAAGUCCCCUUUGAGUUUCGCAUGCAAUGGCAGAUCAGACCCAAAAGCCUGGCCGUGGUAGCAGCCUUCUGCUUCCUGGCUGUCACGGAAGCUUUGAGGUUUCGGCGAAGGAAAACCAAGAAGACCGUAUAUGGGCUGCAGCAUGGAAGACUGCAUCUGGAUGCGCAUGUGCCGAUGUGGAUGAACAUGGGUUAUUGGAAGGUUGAUGGGAAGGACGCGUUGAAUCCCAAGAGCUUGGCCGAAGCAUGCCGAGAUCUACUAGAGCUCGUGCUUUCCGAAGCUGGGUUGUCUGAAGAUUCAAAACAGGAUCACUCAAGAUGUUUGAUCGACGUUGGAUUUGGUUGCGGUGAGCAGACGAUCUACCUGAUGAACGAGAAGCCUGUCAGUCGUUGUGAUGAGCUAUGGUGGAGUGCUCGAGAUCAUCAGGUGUACUUUGAUCAGUAUAUUGGUAUUACGCAGGAUGGAGCGCAGUGUGGCUAUGCCCAGGAGCGCGUCAACGAGCUGAAGAAGGACAGUAUCAGUCUCUUUUGUGCAGAUGCCUCGAAGCCUCGAAUCUGGAGCGAACAACUGCUCGCAACCAUCAAAGCUGCUAAGUCGAAGUCCAAGGAGACAUGGCUCCUGGCGUUAGAUACUGCGUAUCAUUUCUCACCUUCUCGAUGGGGGAUCGUAGAGCAUGCGUAUCACAGACUGGAUGCCUCUUUCAUGGCGUUCGAUCUCUGUCUGUCGCCGAAUGCAAGACCGCUCCAGAAGCUCAUUCUCCGCAUCUUGACAACACUGAUGGGCGCACCCUGGGUCAACUUUAUCACACCCGAGGCUUACAGGCAGAGGCUCAUGAACAUUGGAUACCCGGCAGAUGCAAUCAAGAUUGUUGACAUUUCGGAGCACGUAUUCGCGCCUCUGGCGACUUACAUGGAGGAGCAAGAUCGCAGACUGAAGAUACUUGGACUCGGUCUUGGAAGCUUCCAUGCAGCGAAGUGGUUGUUCAGGUGGUGGGGUAGGACAGGUGUGGUGAAAGGGGUUGUGGUGGUCGCAAGACAUAAAGAAUGCAGUCAAUAG